AUCGUAUCUUGAUGGUGAAUCCCAGCAAUUCAGCAACCUCCAAAGCAUUUUAAAAGCCUCUGGAACUUCAACAGUAGCAUGGGUUGGUGAAGCCGGUGGAGCUUAUAACAGUGGCCGUAAUCUUGUCACUAAUGCGUUUGUGUUUAGCUUUUGGUACUUGGAUCAACUUGGGAUGGCAGCCUCUUAUGAUACCAAAACAUACUGUAGACAAACAUUGAUAGGUGGAAACUAUGGCCUACUCAACACUACCACCUUUGUUCCAAAUCCUGAUUACUACAGUGCUCUUGAACACAAUCCUGAAGCUUUUUGCAAGAAAAAGACAUUCCAACUAAUUUUCUGGAUGAAGUUGCAAAGCAAGCCUCAAGCUCUGGAGCACAGGAGAUUGAAGGAUGUUACAAGUGAUUGGCUUUUCCCACUUUUUGCGGUUAUAUCAACCAUUUGCUUGGUGGAUUUAGACAACUGUGACAUGUUGCUCCCUUUUUUUCAUGGUUGUUGGUGCAGAGGACAUGCACCAUCGCAGUGAACUAUUGGUAUGAUAUGCAGUUCGAUGUAAAAUAUGCUUACUUCAACUUCUUACAAUCAAUUCCUCACCCAUCAUCCCAUGGUCUGACACCACAUGAAAUGGGAUUUGUUGGAUCAUCCUCAGAUACAUCUAUUUGCUAUUUAGGAGAUGAACCAG
Molecule: messenger RNA, 679 nt
Organism: Camellia sinensis
Lineage: Eukaryota; Viridiplantae; Streptophyta; Magnoliopsida; Ericales; Theaceae
Source: RefSeq, a predicted model, not a curated record